UCUGAGCUCCGAACAGUCGGCUCGCAGAAACGCAGCAGGAUGCCACGGGGAGCACUCCGACUCUCGGCGUCCGUUUCACCGUCUCCAGACGUCUCGCAUCGGUCACGGCCACUCUGAUGGGCGUUUUUGCCCCCUUCUUGUCGCCCUCGACGCUUGGACAUUUUCGGAAGCCGCGAAAUGAAGCGAAUGAACGUGAGCAACAAGAAGUGCAUCCUUGCUGUUGUGCCUGUCUCCAGCAUCACUAGUAGAGACCACUACUCUCUGUGGAUGCGGUGCCUCUGUGCUUUCACUAUUCUUAGUCCUUGUUUAGAGGAUUUAAUGUAGACUUGGACUACUUGUUUUCUUUUUUUUUUUACUAUUACUGUUGUCUUUUUCUCGAGGUUUUCCGUCUGUGAAACAAAAAGAUUUCAAGAUACAGAAACUCCGGAAAACCAGCGACCACCUCACUUGGCAUCUGGAAUAACCUUUCUUAGCGGUUAUUCGCCUCCACAAGCAUCUUCUUUCUCUGGGCCACGCUGGAAGUCGCCUCCCAUGUGGCCAUCGGGAGUGGGGAGCAGGCAGCCGUGCCCGCGGGAGUCGGCGCUGCGCAGGGCGGCCAUCAGCGGCAACAUCAACGCCCUGCCGCCGCACCAUGUUCCCACCGGCCGCAGCGUCCGGGUCUUCAUCUGCGCCAACCCCGAUGACACAGAAGCAGAGAGGAAUGCACUGAAAGAGCACGUCUACCCUAAACUGCGAGACUUCUGUAGGGAGAACUACGGGAUUGAAUUCCAGGUGGUGGACCUGUACUGGGGAGUUGAUCCAGAGGAGUGGGACAAUCCAGACCUGCAGAGACUCCGAAUGAAACUCCUGGAAGAAUGUCUGAAGACAUCAGCCGGGCCAUGCUUUGUUGGUCUGGUGGGUGAAAAGUACGGCAGCAUCCGAGUGCCAGGCGAGGUGGAGUCGGCGGAGUUUGAGAUGAUCCUGGACGCGGCUGUGGAGGCGGGGCUGGACACCCACAUUUUGGAGGAGUGGUACUGCAGGGAUGAAAACUCUGUGCCACCCGCAUACUACCUCAAACCCAAAGCCCAAAUGCUCAAGAACUACCAGAACUCUAUGGAGUCGAGCAGCGCAGCAAAGACCAAGAAUGACAAGGCCUGGAGGAAUGUGUCAGAGGAGAUCAAGAGGAUCUUCCGGACGGCGGUGCUGCAGCUGCAAGAGAAAGGAACCAUGAAGAGCGCGGACGCCAACAAAUUCCUUUGCUCUGCUUUGGAGGAUGAACUGGACUUUGCCCUCGGGAAACAAACACCCGCCUUCCUCAGGAAAUGCGUCUGCUACAUACGCAAGAUCUCUAACUUCGACCGCUUCGCCAAGCUCCCUGAGAUGACCCGCUACAUGGACAUCGUGGUGAGCGCCGACCGUGUCAUGCGCAACCAGGAGGCCUACGAGCGCCUCUUGAAAGUGCGCGACGAGUUCAUCCCCACCAUCGUGGCCGCCUCCAACCUCCGCGUCUACUCUUCGGUCACUCACUGCGACAUGAAGCUGGGCUACUCCCAGGAGGUGGAGAGCCACUACGUGGAAGGUCUCUGCAAGCAGUUCUACGAGGACAUGGUGGACAUCAUCCAGGCCACCGUGCAGCAGAACUUUGACACAGAGACCGACCCACUGUAUGAUGAGAUUUUGCAGCACCUGUCCCUGUGUAAGACCUACGCGACCCUCUAUAAGUACAAGUCAGAGACUCUGGAUUACGUGCAGGAGUACCUCAUGCCGUCUAAAGGGAGCAGGAUGAGCCCUCUGGUGGUGUACGGAGGGCCUUGCACCGGAAAGACGCUGCUGCUGUCCGAAGUGGCCAAGCAGGCUUACACAUGGCUUCAAAAAGAGAUGGGUCCAGAAACAGAUCCAGUGGUCAUCGUCCGAUUUAUUGGCUCCAGCCAGCUCUCCACUGAUCUACGAACUCUUCUCCAGAGCAUCUGUGAGCAGAUUGCAAUAAACUACCGCUGCCUGAUUCACUUCUUGCCUAACAAGAUUCAGGAGAUGAGGGAGCUUCUAAUCAACCUCCUUGGGGAGUCAUCCUUCCACAGGCCCCUGGUCAUUAUCCUGGAUGCCAUGGAGCAACUUUCUGAUGCUGACGAGGCGCGUAAGUUGUGGUGGCUUCCCGUACACCUGCCUCGCACCGUCCGCAUAGUUGUAUCAACACUGCCCAACAAACAUGGUAUUCUGCAGAAGCUGCGUCAUCUCAUUCAUGAUGAGACGUACUAUGUGGAGUUAAUACAGCGAGACCGAAAGGUCUGCAGCCAAAUGUUAAAACAGCAGCUGCUUGGGGUGAAGAGGAAAGUAACGUCAGGCCAACAGAUCUAUGUGAAUGAGGCACUUGCCAAGUGUACUUUGCCCAUGUUUGUCAACCUCAUCUACAGAGAAGUAGUUCAUUGGAGGUCUCACAAAGAUGUCGACGAUAAAUCCUUGUGCUCAACAGUACACGAAAGCAUUGAGCAACUCUUCUACUCUGUGGAGAACAAGCUAGGCCAACGAUUUGUCUUCAGGGCAUUAGGAUAUGUCACCAUGGCAAAGGCAGGGCUAACGGAGGUUGAGUUAGAAGACAUCCUAUCUCUUGAUAACAUUGUUCUUGGAGACGUCAUAGUACCAAGUUACCUUAAAAAUCCACUAAGGAUUUCCUACGACCUACUUGCUAAACUCAAAGAAGAGCUGGAAGGCUAUCUGGUUGAGCGGCAGGUAAGAAACGUCACACUUAUGGUCUGGGCCAACAGGCACCUACAUCUCAUCGCCCAGAAGCUCUACCUCAGCAAUGAGGAGGAUGUACAUCAAAUGCACAGCCUCUUGGCUGAGUACUUCCUUGGAGCAUGGUCAGGAGGCAGGAAGAAGAUCUUUACCUAUGACAAUAACCAUUUCACUUCCCUGAAUAUUUCACAUCACAAAAACCCUCAUCAUCAACAGUCACAUGAAAAAACAUCCUCUGAUAAAUACUCAUACGACAGACAGACUCCUGAACAGCCUUGGGUGUUCCAGUGCAACCUGCUGGAGCCUGACAUCUUCUUUGUCAAUCACAGAAAGAUGACAGAGCUGGUGUACCACCUGACCAGGAGUGGCCGGACAGACGAUCUCAUGUUUGGUGUCAUUAUGAACUUCAGCUGGCUUUACACAAUGAUCAAGAUUGGUCAGUUUGAUAAAGCUAUAACAGAUAUUGAUCUUGCUUACACUUGCAGCCAAGAAAAGGAGUUAAAAUUUCUGGCCACCACUCUCCGUAGCAUUAAGGUGAAAGUACUAAAGAAUCCUGCAUCACUGUCUGCAGAACUGCAGCAAAGGCUUCUGCCAGUUGUCACCUCCCUGCCUAAACUCAGACACCUUCUCCUGGAGUGUGACAAAGAUGGUCCCAAGUACUGCUCUAUUGUGCCUCUCCACUCCUCCAUGGACGUAACCUACAGUCCAGAGAGACUGCCUCUUUGCUCCAGCUACAUACAGAUUGUGGAGAUUUUACCCACUCUAGCCCCAAACAUAGUCCUUGUAGCACUGGAAGAUGGAUCUAUCAGCACCUGGGAUGUAGAAAGCAGGCAGCUCCUUCGGCAGAUUGACACAGCCAGAUCUGUUGUGCUGGGAAUCAGACUAACCACCGAUGAGAAGUACCUGGUGGUUGCCACAACCAAAAAUACUCUGCUCAUCUAUGAUAAUCACAAAUCCUGCCUCUUAUCAGAGGUUGAAAUUAAAGGGUCAAAGCACAGUGGUGUUGCUGGAGGAGUUGCUUUCAUAAACGGUUUUACUCUUUCUACCCACCAUGCACUUGCGUGGCUUGAGGCUAGUAAGGAUGUCAGUGUUAUUGACCUUGUGUACGGCUGGCCCCUCUACCAGUUCCAUUGCUGGUAUGAAGUAACCUGUGUCCAAUGCUCACCAGAUGGCAUGUACGCCUUUUGUGGCCAGUACCUGAACACAACAUCAGUCUUUCAUCUAGGAAAUGGAGAAAAGUUGUCCACUGUGACAUCAGAGUUCUCUGGGGGGUUUGUCAAGUCUAUCCUAGUACUGGACACUCUUAACCAAAUGGUAAUGAUUGACAAUGAGGGAAGUCUGUCAGUGUGGAACACCAAAGAGAUAACCAACCCGAAGCUGAUGGAGGAUUAUGAUUGCAGGGGAGAUGAAAGUGAAGUUGUGGGUAUUGAAUUAUCUGAAGAUCAGCGUUCCAUUCUCAUUUGUAAGGCCAGUAGUAUUGAGGUUCUGGAUACAAAAGUAUGGAAAAUGCUGGAGAAAUUCAAAGCUAAACGUAGUGAGCGAUUUGUUGCUGCUGUUCUCUCCAAAAAUGGACAAAGCAUUGUUGCCUCAAUGGAGAAUACUUCAUCUAUUUUUGUCUGGAGGAGAGACAGCGGGCAGUGCAUGGCCAGCCUGAUUGAGAUCUCAGGAGCUAUUGUGAAACUCAUCAAAUCAGCCCACCACAACCUGCUUCUUUCUGUAGCCAGCAGUGGCGUUUUGUCUGUCUGGGACAUUGAUAUAAUCACAGCCAUGUCUAACAUCGAUAAAACAGGCAAGAAGAUCCAGACGUUACAGCUGACUGGGCGAGAGGACUAUGUAUUCACCAUGGACGGCUCAGAGGCAGUCCACAAGUGGAACUUUAGCACCGGGUUUAUUGAGACGGUCUUCAAACACGAGGGCAUGGUGGAGAACUGUGUCCUAACCUCCUCAGGGGAUCUCAUGGUGACUUCGGACGACAAGUCCAGUCAGUAUAUCUGGCAAACCAACACCGGAGAAAACAUCUUCCGCAUAAACGGACAGAGAAUCUCACAGCUGCUGAUCACCCACAAUGACCAGUUUGUAGUUUCUCUCUGUGAGCAGAAUGCCUCAAGAGUCUGGAGACUGGCUACUGGGCACAAAGUCUGUAACAUUUUAGUCAGCCUCCAGAAUGCACUUAUCACUACAGCAAACACUUUUCUGGUGGGCACUUCCAAGAAUAAACUGCUUGCUGUGAGUCUGUGGUCAGGCAGCGUAUCCAAGAAAUUUGUCUGCGAUGAUGGCAUUACCAUUGUCAACUUCAAGCUCAUUCCAGACUGUCCAGAUUGUGCGGUCUUUAUCACGUCCACAGAAACGGUCUUCAUCUGGAGUGUGGCGGAUGAGUCAGUCUGCAGGAGAGUCCAGUUGCCGGCCAACUUCCUUAAAAAUCUCGAAGAUUUUCAAAUUUCACCCAAUGGAAAGUUAGGAAUAGUCUCCAAAGGUGAUGAGAACAUUAAUGUCCUGGAUCUUCACAGUGGAAAGCUAAGGCUUGUCCAUGCAGCCGGUAUUAUCUGGCGUCAGAAAUUAUCAAGAGAUGGCCGUUACCUUGUGUAUGUUUGUUUCCGCAACUGUGAUGAGGAUGAUGAGGCCGGGGUGGUGUCUAAUUUGAUCGUAAUGCGUCUUGCUGACGGCAAGAGCAUCGGCACAUGCUCACUUUACAAAACUCCCACCUUCCUGUCCCUGUCCCAACGUGCACUAAACAUCAUCAUCGGCUUUGAGGACGGUAGCAUUGGCACAUACACAGUUGUGGACCGCGUGGACGCCGCCCUUAAGAUAAAGAUAGCCACCUCCAACAGCCGACAGAUUGUCAACAAUGCUUCACAGAAGGUGCGCCCCAAAUGUGGCAACCAUUCAUUCAAGACUGUUGCCGACUGCAUCUGGAGGGAAUCGACGGAAGUCUUCUCAAGGGACAGCCCCAUUAACGUGUCGGACUCAGGAGAAGGGGAGUCGACCACACCUACAAAGAAGACUGAACUGCUGCAGUGAAAACUUGGGAGGAGUUAAGACAAGAGGGGGAUAGAACUAGGAAUCUCUGGGGUUGCAGUUGAUUCUUGUUUACAGCCACGUGAUUCAGCUGCAGAUGUCAGCCCUGUGGGUAGUUAUUGGGUUGACAAUUUUAACGCUGCACUCAAAUGAUGUAUUACUUACUUCCAACAUAUGAUACACUUUCUGUUAGUUUCAAACAUGAAGACUGUUAGAAAAUGUUCUGUUUCACAAAACAAAAAAGUAUAUUCUGUAUUAGUUUACCAUUAUGUGUCCUUUUGCAUUUGAAGAACAAAAUUCGUAUCAAAAUGUCUCGUUUAAGCAUUUUCCAAUCCAAUCCAGUGAUCUUUUGUAUCCACCUUUUUUAUUUUAUUUUCUUCAUAAACAUUAAGCCAUAAUGUUAUUCCUAAAAGCGUUUAUCCAUGUUUGUAUUAAUAUCAGGUGGUACUGUACAAAAAGGAUGAACAAAUGUACAAAACACAUCUCAUUUUGGCUGCUGCAAUUUGUGCAACUCCUUAAAAAUGUUACGUUGUGCUUAAUGCAAUCAAAGUGAGUGCCUGGAAAUAAAAAAAAAACAUGCUCAUCACGUGCAGAUCACAAAAUUAAUGAAAGUGCAGGGACUUUGUAAACAUAGUACACACACUGUUGUAUAUUAAUUGCAUCUGAUGCCGAUUCUACUGAAACCCAGUCAACAUCAGGAGAGAACCGCGACGCAACUCUGAAGAUUGAUUGCUUUAUAAUUUUUGGAACUGUUUACAUAGAUUUUAAUAUACGUUUACCUGCUGUUCCAUCAGUUCGCGUGCAGGUCGUUUUUAUGGGGAACACCACUAUUGAGCAUACAGUGUAGCAUAGCACCAUGCACAUUAACGCCUUAACCUGUGUACUUGCUUUAGGUUCUGUGGAGUCCGUUUGUCCAUUAUAAAAGGACAGAAUGAGUUUUACAUUAAAAACUUGGCCAAGUGAGCAUAUUUAGAGGUUUAGUCAGUAGGUGGAUGCACUUUAGGAGUGGUUUGUGAGAUAUAUUUAGAUUUAUUCAGCAGAAAUAUAGGAAUUACAACAUUUUUUUUUUAGAUUUUUAAAUUCUUUUAAAACAUUUAUUGGCUCAGUUUACAGUUGUAUAUAGAUUACAAUAUUACAGUAGAAUACCUAAAGAAUGGAAGAUGGAGACAUCUAAACAAGCUUUUUGAGGUUAAGUCUCUGUUGUAAUAUAACUUUGCAAAUGUGGGGGAAAAAAGUUUUAGUCCUAGCAAAAAGAAAAAUGUGUUUGUGAACAUUUGAGCACAGAUUAGUACAUUUUUAACGAAUUGCCUAGACUUAUAAUUCCUAGUUCAAAAAUAAUCUUCACAGUUUUACAAAAAGUGGCACAGGCUUCAUGGUUCUUGUAUAAAACAUUUAAAAGUUCAUAAUAACAGGAUAUGUCAUUUUGUUUUAAAAUUUUUAUGUUGUGUCUAGGCAUGGGCCGGUCUCUCAUUUUAAGGAACGUCAUUUUAAAAACCUUUCCUUUUCAAUUAUGUCCAAUCUCGUAGCUCACAACAGUUAGUUAUAUUUCUAUAUUUGAAAUUCUAUAUUUGAAAUUGAGAAAUAUGUAAAAUAAUAUGUUAAAAAAUAGCACAAGGCAGAGAAGAAUGCAACAGAAAGUUACCUAAUAAUAAACUUUAGAAAUGCCAAACUCAAACAAUGCAAUUGGCACCAUGCAACAAUACAAUACAAGACAACUGGCACAAAGGGCACAGUAGCACCAGUCUCGUUUUUCAAAGUUCAUAAAGUGAAAAUGUAUGUGAAAAUUUAUCUAGUGAGUUAGAGAAAGUCAGUAGAAAUGUUGCCUGUAAGCAGAACCUUGGACCCCUAAUAAACUGAUGCCCUCUGGAGAUUAUUUAAAAGCUGUAGCACUUUUUUUUUUUUUGCAUCAUUCAGUUCCAAUUUCUACUCUGGUUCAGAAGAAUACUGGUAUUCACAGGUAUGCAUCAACACGUUCUUCCCAAAAACUUUGAUCAGAAUAGUCUACUGUAAAUUAGCAAGUCAUGCAGCAAUAGUGGAGGUCUACUUCCCUCCAAAUAUUGAGUCAGUGUUUCACCUACACUACAGUUAUGUAAAUGUAUUAACAGAGGAUACGAAAAAAAAAAUUAAAUAAAAAAAAUCUGUAUCUUAUUUGAUAAACUUUAUAUUCACAAAAACAUCUCUGAUAGGCUCAAUGGUCUGGCUGUUUACUCCCUGCUUAAGCUAUCUGCUCGACCUGUGGCAUGAACUGUGUUGUGUUGUCCUCCCUCAGGUUUGGGUUUUUUCCAGUUGUUAUGAAACAAUUGAAAUAUGGGAAUCCAAGAUUUUCACUGUGUCACAUUUAAGGUAAAAACUGUUUUCAGCCAGCUCACUUCUAUGGAGCUCAUUCAUGUUUGCUACAUGGAUGAUCUAUUUUGCAAAAGUAUACCCCCAUCAUUAUUUUUCUGUGUUGCUAAUAAGGUGUCAUUUUCAUUCAAGAAAAGCAUAUAUUAUUUUAUUUCAUGCUUUCAGUGUUAAAAAUUUGCAAUUAAGAUAUCAUAUUUACAUCUUAAAUAUGAUAUUUUCCAAUUAAUACAUUAUAAUUUUGGAAAACCCUUGAUUUGGGAAGUGAACAUUUGUAUCAUACAGUGUUUUCUCUUGUUAUGUUUGACCACCUAGUGACUAAGAAAAGGAAACCUUAAAACUUCUACUCUAAUAACUUUAGGAAUCACCUUGUACAUCAGUGAAAUAAACCACAUACUGUGAAGCUGGCAACAUUACUUUACAAAAAGCCAAAGAUAAAAUAUACAUAUUAAUCGCAACGACAACAUUUUGUGCAAAUUUAUGUAAAAUUUUAGCUUCUUUACCUUUUGUAAUUUUUUUUUACAAAUACUUCAGAACUGGCUUAGCUCCCUAAUGUUUAACGCGACACAAAGAUAAAUGUCAGUUGAAUGCUUGAGAUUCAAUUUGAAUUUAAAACUGAAAUAUAUAAAUAUGAAUAAAAAAUGAAUAUAUAAAUUGGUUGAAAAUUCCCUUAAUGACCUAAUUACACCAAAGAUACUGUUCUUUAGACUGUGUGUUCAUCAAAAUACUUGAUAUAUUGAAAGAUUAAUAUAGCAUUUUCAUACUUAAGGUAUGCUUUUAAAUCAAAGUCAGAUUAGAUCAGACAUUUUUAUGAGUUUGUUUUAAACAUUAGUUUUAAUCCCAUGAUUAAGUAUUUCUGCCCAAGUAAAUUGUACCGUCAGAUUCUCACACCGGCCCAUGCCUACUACCACUGCAUCCAGCACCGUACUUAAGAGCCAGUAAAACACAAAGUGCACGCUUUGUUAUGAAAAGAAACAUGAACAAAUGUGUCUUAUACACGCUGCUGUUUAUAUGCUCAAAGGUAUGUCAAACAAUAGCACAUGUGCGGAGCAUGUAGUGUAUACAUAUGGACAUUCUGGUCGGUCGGUAGGCCUGAUACAGGCUGAAAUAAAGAUCUGCAGACAAUCUACACAGUUUGGGGAUUUCUGAGGAGAUUACAUAUCCUUAAAUGAAAUUUUAUUUUUAGCAGUUUUGAUCUCUGAUUAAUCAAAUAUUCCUUUUUUUUUUUUUUUUUUUUUUUUAAAACACAUAAUUUCAACCACUUACAACCACAUUGUAAGGGCUAUACUAUCCUAACAUAAGUUUACCAGUUUUGAAUGGCCCUUGGGAAAAUUUCAAACGGGGUAGAAGCACCGAGCUUUAACAUUUCCUGCUAACUCAAGAGUUUAAAAAAAAACAAAAAACAGAAAGAGAUUCAGUUAUGUAUUUGCCAAAGUUUUGAUUAUUGGUUAUUUUAUUUUAUGACUGUCUCACUUAUUUUAUAAGGCUUGUACUGUAAUUAUAUUGUUACCAAACUGUUGAAGUGUUCGACUGUGGUUAUGUUAAGAGAAAAUGUGCUAUCUUUGCUAAAAAGUCUAAAAGAGUCCUCCUACAAAAAAUAUAUCGGAAUGCCAGUUUAAGAGUAUAUUUGAAUGUGUCCAUAUGGAAGCCAGUAAAUGGUAUUAUUAUGUAUUAUGUUAUGUAACUUGAAUGACUUUUAACAACUUACAUGUUUGCAACUUAUAGUUGACAUACUGGUAAUGAAUGUUUCUAUGGUAUUCUUUUUAUUGUCAGGACUGAUGUACCUGUUUAGAGAUUUAUAUUUUCAUAAAUGUUGUACUUACAUUUUGUUACAGAGUUGUUUAACUGUAAAUAAAACAGAAAAGAAACUUAUGUCUGAAGCAAUAUGAACCUAGUGUGUAUGCAUUGUUUGUAUGAAACAUUUUACUGUAAUAAAAUGGUUCACUUUUUGCCUCCACA
Messenger RNA from Xiphophorus maculatus (southern platyfish), 10026 nucleotides. RefSeq names its product NACHT and WD repeat domain containing 2 (gene nwd2). The transcript has 8 exons. The record is from RefSeq and is a predicted model, not a curated record. NCBI's taxonomy places the organism in Eukaryota, Metazoa, Chordata, Actinopteri, Cyprinodontiformes, Poeciliidae. The coding region runs from base 532 to 5730 and encodes 1732 amino acids. Gene Ontology annotation, molecular function: protein binding.